Aureobasidium namibiae CBS 147.97 is the source of this 792-nucleotide messenger RNA. RefSeq lists its product as uncharacterized. The coding region runs from base 1 to 792 and encodes 263 amino acids. The record is from RefSeq and is a predicted model, not a curated record. NCBI's taxonomy places the organism in Eukaryota, Fungi, Ascomycota, Dothideomycetes, Dothideales, Saccotheciaceae. The transcript has 2 exons.
AUGACCGCCCCUAACCUACCCGAUCCCCGUUUCGACAACAAAGUUCUAGUCUACGACCCCGAAGCCAUCAAGACAGCUCUAUCGACCUACUACCACGCCCUCAGCAAAUUGCCAUACAUCGAAGCAUCCGACAUCGUCUCCCCACCAGCUGCAGGCUGGCCCAACAUCACUGCAACAAACUUCGCGCCACUAGACAAAAACGAAACGGUGAUCACGCUCCUCAAACACCUCCCGUAUCUGCGGAAUCCUGGCUUGCCAAAGGGGUACGCGAUUAGCUUCGAAACCUUCGCGAUCGACUACUCGGCCGCGCCGUUCACGGAACCGCUUGAUGCAGAUGCAGCGGAGGGAUUGAAGCCAGAUCAGUACGAGGAUGACGAGGAUAAGAUCAAGAGCUGGGUGGUGCCGCUUACUAUGAGCCGGGAUCAGUAUUCAGGUUGCUGGUGGUUACUUGAUACUACUGAUGUAGGUACGGUGACAGAGUGGGCGCAUAACGAUAGCAUGAAGCCAGAAGUCAGUUAUAAAGACGAUGAUCCGCGUGCGUGGCGCAAUGCUUGCGGCGAGACGAGACUUCUGGAAGAGCUGUUGACUGAGUGGAGGGAGAAAUUUGAGAGCUUGGAAUGGGCUGCGUCGUCGGAAAAGGUGUGGAACGAGGAGAUGAUCGCUGAGAAUCAUGAACAGUUGCAGAGGAUCAUUAGAGAGCACGGAUGGCCACACAAAUUUAGGAAAGAGGAGUGUAAGACGGCAUUGUUGGUAUGGGAUGAGGAGCACCAGGAUGAUUUUUACGGGUCUUAG